AUGUCGACAGAUGCCAUGUCCUCGAAGCGCAAGGUCUUGGUGGUAGGUGCAGGAAGGGUAGGCGCGAUGGCUUGCGUGGCCAUGGAAAGAUCUGGAAUGGCAUCCGCCACGGCUGUUCCCCGGUGGAAUUACCAGAAAGUCUUGCAAGAUGGUUUUAAGGGAUCUGUCAGCCAUGGAAGAUUGUCUGCCUGGUGGCCAACCCGCGUGACCCCUGGGCACACUACUAUCAUCUUGAUCCAAAAUGGGAUUUACAUCAAACCACCCUUCAUCGAGGUGAGACCAUCAAACGCACUCCUCUCCGGCGCGAGCUACAUUGGGGCUCAUGAGCACAACGGUCAUAUCCUCCCCGAUGACCCCGACCGAUUCCACGUUGGAUCAUUCCGCAACCCGCAAUUAGAUCCUCCGUAUGAGAGACAGCGUCUAGAAGAUUUUGCUGCAGUUUACAGUAGCAGCAAAGCUGUUGAAGCAGAGAUAGUGAGUGAUAUCCUCCAUUACCGCUGGCGCAAAUUAUUAUGGAAUGGCGUCUUCAAUCCUACCUGUGCGACCACGCAGCUUGACAGCGCUGCCAUCAGGCAAUUUAAUGCCGGAAAUAGUCUGAUAAGACCCGGAAUGGCAGAAAUGGCAGUCAUCGCCAAGUCGGACGGGUAUGAUCUAGGAGAGGGCAUUGUGGACGAAAUGGUUGAUGUGACACCGAUUGAACUAUCUUUUCGCCCUAGUAUGUUGAUUGAUAUGGAUAAGGAAAAUCCGCUUGAAAGUGAGGUUAUUUUGGGGAAUGCCCUACGUGUGGCUAGGAAGAAUAGCGUCGACACUCCUAUACUGGAUAACACGUACCGCAUGCUAAAGCUGGUUUUGGCCCGCUUGUUAGCUGCGCAAGGGUAUAUCCGUGAGCCCAAAGAAAUACCGAUGACAGAUUUUAUCUAG
Penicillium cinerascens is the source of this 921-nucleotide messenger RNA. RefSeq names its product ketopantoate reductase family protein. The record is from RefSeq and is a predicted model, not a curated record. Gene Ontology annotation, cellular component: cytoplasm. The coding region runs from base 1 to 921 and encodes 306 amino acids. The transcript has 2 exons. Lineage: Eukaryota; Fungi; Ascomycota; Eurotiomycetes; Eurotiales; Aspergillaceae. Gene Ontology annotation, molecular function: oxidoreductase activity.